AAACAAUAUUGAUUAUCUGUGGAAUCGAAAUUCUGAGUUCUGGUAACAUUUAAUGACUGUCUGACAAAUUUGUUUUCUCUUGGCUUGUCAAAUUCUGACAAGAUGACGAAGGGUACUUCGAGCUUUGGUAAGCGUCGUAACAAGACACACACCUUGUGCAGAAGGUGUGGCAGAUCCUCGUAUCACAUCCAAAAAUCAAAAUGUGCACAGUGUGGAUACCCUGCAGCUAAGCUGCGUUCCUACCACUGGUCAGUGAAGGCCAAGCGCAGGAAGACCACUGGAACUGGCCGCAUGCGUCACCUGAAAAUCGUGAGGAGGCGUUUCCGUAAUGGCUUCAAGGAAGGCAAACCUACACCCAAGAAAGCUGUAGCUUCGUCGUAAACCUAACAUAAUAAAAAAUACAAAUCCA
Messenger RNA from Spodoptera exigua (beet armyworm), 409 nucleotides. NCBI's taxonomy places the organism in Eukaryota, Metazoa, Arthropoda, Insecta, Lepidoptera, Noctuidae. The record is from the annotation of a GenBank genome assembly.